AAUAUGCAAAAUAAAAUUGGAAACCUCACAUACUGCAACCAUGAAAAUAAGACUUUGGAAAGUAAAAGUAAAAAUAGCUCUUUUUGUGUUAUUCUGCUGGCGUGUCUGUCCAGCGGCGCGUGGGCUAUUGAUAUGCACGUCCCCUGUCAGGGGGACACUUGUUUUCUCAUGCACACACGUGCCCACGGAAGUCUAAGUGUCAGUGAGUGUGUGCCAUCAGUCCUUUUGAUCUGAGGCUGCCCUGAAUGUCUUCAACCAAUUCAGUGCAGAUCAUAUGUUAGCUACUACAGUUAGGCCUAACUGCAUACACGUAAUAAUAAGAAAAAAGUAUUUCUAAUAAAUAGCCUAUGUAGCCUGUACAAUUCAUAUGCGAUCAUUGUUUGCCUCGAUCUAAUCCAUUUGAACUUUUGUCUGUCUUUAAUAUUACAUGGAUACAACAGGCUAUCUGACCUUUAAAAUUACAGUGACUUUUAAUAUUGUAGCCUUUAGUCUAUCUUUUUAGUGUUUUGCUCUUACCAGGGAACAAACCUCAAUGAUUGGUCGUUGACAUGGAGUGGGCGUGGCUUGUCACCAAGCGCCUGAAAGCCUAUAAGUACGUGCUCUCAGCUUCAGAGCUGCAUCUGACAUUUGACUGCGCGCCUCGAAUAGAGAUCUUCUCCAGCAUACCGAAUAGAAGAGAACUCGGAUCUUUACAGGAUUAUAUCAUCACUGAUAUAAACUAUUGUUUGGAGUACACGUGUUAUGAAAAUCCUCGGAGAGACUGAGACCAUUAAAAUGGACAGAAAGCUGUUGAAACCUCAGGUAGAAAGACGAAGAAGAGAAAGGAUGAAUCGGAGUCUGGAGAACCUGAGAACUCUACUUCUGCAAGGCCCUGAGCACAAUAGUCCCAGUCACAGGAGAAUAGAGAAAGCAGAGAUCCUGGAAUACACUGUCCUGUUUUUGCAAAACUCUGUCGCUCAGGCCAAGAAAGCAAAAGAUGUGGAAGGAGCAGAAAAGCACCAGUUUAUGGAUGGCUUUUCGUCGUGUCUUCAGAAAGCAGCCUGUUUCCUGUCAGAUGAAGGUAAGGCCCGUGGACUGGAAGGUUCAGUAACCGCUACACUGUGUCAGCGUCUGACCCGGCCCUGUGUGUCGAGCACCAUCCGACUGCCUCUCAGAGUCCAGAACUGGUCCAGAAAGCAGUUUUCACAUUCAAAUGCACAGCAUCAUCUGCGGCAGAACUCUGUCUGCAAACAAGGACUUCCAUCAGCUUGCAGCAACGUUGUGCCACAUCCAAACAGGACUGCAUUCGGAAGCACAGACUCCAACACACUUCAUUCGGCAGCCAGACCAACCUCUCAACACCCGACACCCGUCAGCCAGACGGUCUGGAGGCCUUGGCCUUGAGAGAAAUUAAAGACAUUUGCAGAGACUCAAAAUACUGGGCUUGUGUAAUAAUUAGACAUGCUUCAUCUCAUGCAGAGGGACAUGUUUAUUAAAAAAAAAAAGUAGAAAAAAAAGUUGUUUAAUGAUUAUAUCAUCUGGCAACACAUUGGAAAUGUAAAAUGUGUAAAUAGUGUAUGAUAAAUUAUGCAAUAUAUUUUUUACACAGAUUUUCUUUUCCCUUUUCUUUCUUUGCAUGAUCUGUACUAGGUGUAUGAUCAUUUGUAAUACAUAGCUGAUGUAUGUAUUUAUCUAUUUUGCACAUUAAUUUAUUCAUGACAUUCCCUUUUUUAUAGCUGUAUAUUUGGGGGACUGAAACAAAUACAUUUCACCAUUAAAAUUUUAAAAUGAAAUAUGCUUAUGUGUUUUAGUAUUUUUAUUAUUGUUUUUAAGUACAUAUUAAUCGUUGAUUUCAUGAAGAUUUAGGAUCUGAGAUUUAAGAUCGCUUUCAGCACGCGCCGAACAUUUACAGUCGACUUUGAUCCUCAAACCCUUUGAAAUGCUCGCGACCAAAUGUGACGCGCAAGCGUCUGUCUUUGAGGUGCUGAAUGGCCGGCACACUUCCACACGACUUCUGUUCUGACACUUCUGGCUUCCUCUGUUCAUGCUAAUAAAUAAACAGUGCGAAAAGGCGCCACGUGCCCUGGCACCUUUGGAGACAUCCGCCUAAACAAAGGUAUUGACGUCAUAAAGAGCGAGUUUUCACUCUGUGUGCUAUUAUGUCUCAAAUCACAGUGUUUCCAAUUGACUUAAUCAUAU
This is a messenger RNA of Cyprinus carpio (common carp), 2178 nucleotides long. RefSeq names its product transcription factor HES-7.1-A-like. Gene Ontology annotation, cellular component: nucleus. Gene Ontology annotation, biological process: anterior/posterior pattern specification; regulation of transcription by RNA polymerase II; regulation of neurogenesis. The record is from RefSeq and is a predicted model, not a curated record. Lineage: Eukaryota; Metazoa; Chordata; Actinopteri; Cypriniformes; Cyprinidae. Gene Ontology annotation, molecular function: RNA polymerase II cis-regulatory region sequence-specific DNA binding; DNA-binding transcription factor activity, RNA polymerase II-specific; protein dimerization activity.